This is a messenger RNA of Portunus trituberculatus (swimming crab), 1075 nucleotides long. Its product is annotated as mitochondrial transcription rescue factor 1-like. The coding region runs from base 217 to 690 and encodes 157 amino acids. Lineage: Eukaryota; Metazoa; Arthropoda; Malacostraca; Decapoda; Portunidae. The record is from RefSeq and is a predicted model, not a curated record. The transcript is spliced from 4 exons. Gene Ontology annotation, molecular function: RNA binding.
UCCAGUGCACCAAACACAACUUGUGACUGAAAAAGAACUUGAUUCUGCAUCAAAACAUUACACACUACAUGUACCCCAGCACCUGCCAAGUCCUUGCCAACCAACACCCAACAGCUCAGGAACACUCUACAGUAGUCACCAGAACUGGCACUGGGUGGUUGUGGCUUUCUUCCCCAUACUGAAAGAUGUUCUGCAAACAUAUGAAAACAUUAAAAUAUGUUUAUGACAGGCCUCUUGAAGGCCUUCAUGGAGAAAUACCAUCAACUUAGAAGUGAUGACGAUGAAGACUUUACUGACGACGAGGAUGAAGAUGAAGACAUGAAACUAGAAACUGGAUCUGAUUUUAGAGAAUUGAAAGCAAGAGUACCAUCAUUGCGUAUUGAUGCCAUCCUGAAGUCUGGACUGAACAUGUCAAGGAACAAGGUGGAGUCUGCUUUCUUCGACAGCAGAAUCCGAAUCAAUGGGAAGAAACUCCUCAAAAAGAGUCAACAGUGUCACAUGGGCGAUGAAAUUGACGUGAUCAAGGCAGUGGCGAGAGACAAUGCCAACAACCUGUAUGUGUCCCGUGUGGUGGUCAUGGCUUUGGGUCACAUGGCCGAGGAUGAUGAGAAGGUGACCGUCAAGCUGCGUCGCUACCCAAACCUGCUGGUGGAAUGCUACAAGGACUACAAGGUGCCACAACAGGAGUGAUGGAGGUACUAGUACGUAGAGAAAACAACAGUAGCUUGAAGACUAUGCAGGAUUGUUGUUAUUGUCAUUAUUUUCAUGACAAGAGAGAACUCAGUAGAAGAGUGUUUUUACUUGCACACUGGAGACAGAUUAUGGCAGGGUUCAAGAUGAUUAAUGCUUUGGUGAUCUCUGUUUGUUGUUCAAAAUGUUAUUUUUAACUUCCCUGUCCUCAUCUUUGGAGAAUUAAACUCUCACAAACUACUAUCACCUCAGGUAGUAAGUAAACCUGUUUGUAUUGUUUUAACAGACAAUGUAUUUCCAGACUGCCAUGUAUAUGUAUAUAACACUAAAUCUUAUUUUUGCUGAAAAAAAAAAAAGCUCAGUAGCAUAAAAUCUUUGAAUAUUU